Messenger RNA from Toxotes jaculatrix (banded archerfish), 5119 nucleotides. It is a transcript of the gene slc9d1, whose product is annotated as transmembrane and coiled-coil domains 3. Gene Ontology annotation, biological process: proton transmembrane transport; potassium ion transmembrane transport. Gene Ontology annotation, molecular function: potassium:proton antiporter activity. The record is from RefSeq and is a predicted model, not a curated record. The transcript has 14 exons. Gene Ontology annotation, cellular component: membrane. NCBI's taxonomy places the organism in Eukaryota, Metazoa, Chordata, Actinopteri, Toxotidae. Bases 1594 to 3618 code for a protein of 674 amino acids.
UGGACCUAAAUUGCAUCGAAGCGAUUAUAUGCAGAAAAACAAAACAACAGGCGGUUUAUGCUAACCUUUCCUUAGGACACGUCUCGAUGAGGAACUGUGAACGCACUCAGCAGCUGAAUCUUUCUUUGCUAACGUUAGCAAAGUUGUGUUAGCUGUAUCGUUGUGUUAUCUUGGCAGUGUGUGUGUGUGUGGGAGAGUGUGUUGUUUGUAUGUGUGACAGCUAGGAAUUUGAGGACUAACUUCGCUUCGCUUUCUGCUCCAUGAGAGAAAAGAGACUGAACUUUGUACACACACACACACACACACACACACACUGAACUUCAGUUGGAGCUUUCAUCAACAGCAGUCGUGCUUACCUGGGCGCGGUAGCGUUAGCCUCCCCUUUGCUAGCACGGAUAAUGUUAACGACGGCCGGAGAUCAGGGUAAACACGAAGUUAGUCGCCAAGUGAACCGGUGAACGCCUGCAUCGACUUCAGCUAUGUGGCAGGGGAGGAGGGGUGUUGGUGGUGUUGCUGCUGCUGCGGCACAACAACAUGAUUGUUCCCGUCUUCUUCUGCCUCUCCUUCAGUCGUGGAGUGGAGUGAAGAGCCAGUUCAGUGCACAUAUUUCUCAGCAGCCAAGCACUGAACAGUAGUGCUAUUGAUUUCUAGCAACAGUAGCAGAGUGGCUGCAGUCCAGUCGUUGGAAGAAGGACUGAGGAGGAUUUUGGAAAGUUAACAUCGCUCAGCUUGACUCAUGCUCACAAAGGUGUGGUCCAGCUUGGGUGUCAGUUGAAUGCAUUCGGUCAUUAUGCUGGUGGAGUCAAAGAUCAACGCAUAAGCAAGCACAUGAUAUCAGGAUAGAGGAGGGGGUACUGACAUUUGAAUUCCAAGCAUAGAUACAAAUGCUGCAUCACAUUAGUUGCAAGCAGAAUAGCAGGUACUACAAGAAUUUGUACAUGUGACAUGCUCAGUCAAGUCAAGCGCACUUAACACAGAUCUACAAGGUGCUAUUAGCCAAUUACAGCAGUGUGUGGGACAGGCUUCAGGUGCGUAUACACAGCUGUUGUUUAAGCUGUUUUACUGUAACCACACCCUGCCUGAAGAUAGCACAAGGAAGCAAAGGCAAAUUGUGGCCCACAUAAAAAGACAUUAUCAUAUGGAGAUGAAAAUUUUAGGACAAAUACUGUCACUGCCCAUGCUGUUACUGUGAACAAAUCCCAUGAAAAGACCAAAACCAACAGAGGUUAGUUCAUCUUUAUUCACUAACACUUCCUCAGCCAGUCUGUGGCUCUCAGUCCCAUGCCUGUUCAUUCUCAAGAUGUAAAUCCUAAAAAAACAUGUCACAGAUAUAUACAUUCUUUCACAUAAUCCCAUAAUUUUUGCAAAUAUUGCUCAAACAUGAGUAAGUGGUGUAUUUGUUGGGGACUAUUUUCAGCUGCGGAUUUGGUGAGCUAGUGGAUUUUUAAGGCAUUAGAACAUAUCAACUCACCCAGUGCAACAGUGCGGCUCACUGAUAUGUUUCUGAUUCAUUGUUGCUCUUUCUUUUUCCACGCUAAGGUCUCUUUCUCUUAAACAGUCUUCACACUGGUGAAGACAGAAGUAGAGGUUUGGAUGCAGGCUGUGUGUUGGCUGCUGUGCCUUGGCCUGGUGUCGGCACUUGCUGUGCUGCAGAAGGACCAGGUGGCCCAGCAUGCCAUCAAGCUUUAUAGGAGCAAGGGGGCCACACAGGGCCAUAGCUGGGUGUCCAGCAACUGCAAGCGGCUGGUGGGUCUCCUGCGUCAGAAGAAUGUGGUUGUGAAGAAGCUGGCGGUCGCUGCAGAUGCUGUUGGAAGAGACCGGGCCCUUUCAGAACCUGAGAGGCACUUCCAGGUUCACACUCUGGAGGUCUUCCAGAAGGAGCUGAAUGAGAGCGAACACCUGGUGUUCCAGGCAGUGCACGGCCUGCAGAGGGCGCUGCAGGGAGAUUACAGAGAUGUGGUCAACAUGAAGGAGAGCAGCAGACAGAGGCUGGAGGCUCUCAGGGAGGCAGCCAUAAAGGAGGAGCAGGAGUACGUGGAGCUGGUGGCUGCCGAGAAGCACCAGCAGGAAGCUGUUAAGAGCGCCUUAGCCCAGAACAAGACUCUGUCCAUGCUGGAUGAAAUCCUGGAGGACGUGAGAAAGGCAGCAGACCGAUUAGAGGAGGAGAUCGAGGAGCACGCCUUUGACAACAACAAACAGAUGAAAGGAGUGAAUGUAGAGGCAGUGUUGAGAGUGGAGGAAGAUGAGGAGAACGGAGGGAAGAGGAAGAACAAAUCCAGGCAGAAGGAAGUGGAGGAUGACCUGGGACUGAGCAUGCUCAUUGACUCGCAGAACAACCAGUAUGUUCUGACUAAACCACGAGACUCCACAAUGCCGAGAGCGGACCAUCACUUCAUCAAGGACUUGGUGUCGGUGGUGAUGUUGUCCCUACCUUGCGGCUGGAUUUGCACUCUGGUCGGCCUGCCUCCAAUGUUUGGAUACAUCAUCUGUGGGGUCCUGCUUGGUCCUUCUGGCCUCAACAGCAUCAAGUCUAUGGUCCAGGUGGAGACUCUCGGUGAGUUGGGUGUGUUCUUCACUCUCUUUGUGGUGGGGUUGGAGUUCUCACCAGAGCGCCUUCGAAAGGUAUGGAAGACAUCAGUUCAGGGUUCGUGCUACCUGAGUCUGCUGAUGGUGGGGGCCGGUUUGUUGUGGGGACAAGUCUUGCGCAUUCGACCCACCCAGACUGUCUUCAUUUCUACUUGCCUCUCCCUGUCCAGCACUCCACUGGUGUCCCGCUUCCUAGCAGGAGGAAGCAGGGGGGAUAAGGAAGGUGACCUGGACUACAGCAGCGUUCUUCUUGGGAUGUUAGUUAUGCAAGAUGUUCAGCUUGGCCUCUUCGUUGCUGUCAUGCCGACUCUGAUCCAGGCACAGAGUGGAGACUUGGACAGCUUCCUGUUUGGAAGUCUCCGUGUGCUGUAUCUCCUGGCCCAGGUCCUGGCGUCUCUGGCUGCUGUGCUGCUGCUGUGUUUGUUACUCAAAUCAUUCCUGAUUGGCCCAUAUUACAAGAAGCUGCAUGCUGAGAGCAAAGGCAACAAGGAGAUCCUGGUGCUGGGGAUGGCAGCUUUUGUCUUUUUCAUGCUGACAGUAACAGAGUUUCUGGAUGUCUCUAUGGAGCUGGGCUGUUUCCUGGCUGGAGCUUUGCUGUCCACACAGGGUCACAUGGUCACCGCAGAAGUCAUGGGAUGCAUCGAGCCAAUCAGAGAUUUCCUCGCCAUCAUCUUCUUUGCCUCCAUUGGUCUCCACGUGUUCCCAACGUUUGUGCUGUAUGAACUCACCAUCCUGCUGGUGCUAACGCUCACACUCGUCAUUAUGAAGUUUGUCAUGGCCGUAUUGGUGCUGUCAGUGAUCUUGCCACCAGGCUCUCGGCACAUACGGUGGAUCGUCUCAGCUGGCCUGGCGCAGGUCAGCGAAUUCUCCUUCGUCCUGGGCAGCCGUGCGCGUCGAGCUGGCAUCAUCUCCAGAGAGGUGUACCUGCUGGUUCUCAGUGUCACCACUCUCAGUUUGCUGCUGGCUCCAGUGCUGUGGAGAGUUACCACACACAGAUGGGUUCCCCGGGUCGAGCACAAAACAGUCCCAUGACCAGACCAGCUUCAGGGCCAAAAGGUUCCCACGUACAGUAACUCUUACACGGCCGGCAGCAGCAUCACAAGGAGCAGAAGUUAAAUCUUAUUUGUCCUUUCAGAAACUCUCUCAUGUUAACGCACAUUGCAAUAUGACAUGGCCUGUGGGAGCAAAUGUCCCGCCUCUUCUUCUUCUUGAUUUAACAGAAUCAGUUUCGGAGGAAGUCAUCAUCAGCUACACUCUGAUUUGAGAUUCUUGACAAAUGCCUCCAUCAGAUUGUUAUAAAGGACAUUUUCUCCUGGCAUGGACCUGGAGCAGUGUUACAUAUACAGUAGAUAACCUUUACUGUAUAAGGUCUUAGUUGAUAACACAUACUAAAAUAGUUUUAGUUAAUGUUACUGAACCCCUUCUCUCUGCAGUAAACAAUCUCAUAGGCUGGACAACAUCUGUGACUUGAAUUUAAAAAAAAAACUCCUUGACAGGAUGCACACCUACUUUACAGUUCUGUGGAGAAGCACAAAAGACUGGAUCUCCUUCCAACUCUGAUAUAUUCUCUUUAAAGUGUGCAUGCACCAAAAAGAGAAACAGAAAAAAAAAUCCCUCCUCACGAACUCUGUUGUUGUUUUCCAUUGAUGCUCAUUCAUGUCUGCACUUUGAACUUAAGCCUUUAGUUAGCCUUUUUCCUUGUAGCAAUCACAUGGACCAAAUCUGAGGCUUCAGCUCAAGUCCAUAUGCUGUUUUACUUUUAAUGUGUGAGUUCAUAUUUUUCUUAUAUUUUUUUUAAUAGGAAAGCACUUUUAUAUAAUUUAAAAAGGCCUCCAUCUUUCCAUUACAUCACUGCGUCUGACUUUUAUUAUAAACUGCAAAUUUUGCCUCUGACUGAAGUGCAAACUUUAUCUACUGUAUUUAAUAGAUGUUACAUGUAGUUUAUUCUGAUCACUAUACUACUGUGUAUCUAGGUGUGAUAACACAUUCUAGUGUUACCUAAAAACUACAAAAAUUCUCCUUGCAAAUCUCCCGUUUCUUGUGGAAAACAAUGGUAAAUUACACAUCAGUAGAAAACUAAGGAAUGUAGGUAAUGAAGUACAAUAUUAGGAAGCAGCUGACAAAAACAAUUUAAUGUAAUCAUUAGAAUUUACUCACUUACAUUUAAAGAGAAAUCCUGCACUAGUUACCACUGAAUGUCAAACUUAUGUGCCUGUGCGACACUUCUCUGCACCAAGAGAAAGACUUUUUAGGAGUGUAAUCUAACUAUGAGAGACAGUGUGGCAUCUCAUGCUGUAAAUAUUUUUUGAUUCAUAAUGUGCAUUGUAGGUGUGUGCAACACAUCCACAUGUUGCUGUAUGUCUAAAGUUUAAUAUUCUUUUCAAAUAUUUUCCUGAAGUAGGUUAUUUGAGUUUACGUGUGUCUUGUUGACCAUGACUGACGCUCGCAGGCACAAAGAAAUGCUGUUUUCAUCAGAAUGUUCAUGUAUUUUUUUAAACUGUUGAAGUCAUUCAUUUAUUUAUUAAAAAUAAGA